This is a messenger RNA of Papilio machaon (common yellow swallowtail), 5109 nucleotides long. RefSeq names its product histone-lysine N-methyltransferase SETD1 (gene Set1). The transcript is spliced from 30 exons. NCBI's taxonomy places the organism in Eukaryota, Metazoa, Arthropoda, Insecta, Lepidoptera, Papilionidae. The record is from RefSeq and is a predicted model, not a curated record. The coding region runs from base 227 to 5005 and encodes 1592 amino acids. Gene Ontology annotation, molecular function: histone H3K4 methyltransferase activity; RNA binding; protein binding. Gene Ontology annotation, cellular component: Set1C/COMPASS complex.
UUUAGUUCGAGCGGUCGUCACCAUGGAGAGUGCUUGCUGUUGGAAUAUAUUUUUUAUUACGAUAUUGUCGUGUUAACUUUGUGAUAUUUUGUUUUUUAGUAUGUACAUUGUAAUAGUAAAGUUUGUUUUAUUAUUGGAGACGAUGAAUUUGCGUCAUAUUAUUAUCAUUCGUUAAAAAGAAGAGAAAUUUCAUUUUUCUAACAAAUUGUUUUAAAAAUAUUUCAGAAUGAAUGGAGGAAUGGAGCAUAGAACUCCAGGUCAUAAUGCUGUGCUUCACAAAGCACCUAAAAAUUAUAAAUUGCUCAUGGAUCCGUGCCUUGUUAAAGGAGCAACAAAAUUGUACAGAUAUGAUGGUUGUGUGCCAGGAGAUGCCAGUUAUCCUCCGGUUCAAUGCAGAGAUCCCCGGUCGCAACUAUCAAGGAUAUGGAAUAAGAUAGAAUCAGCAGAUUUACCAAUUCCUAGGUUUAAGAUAGAUAAAAAUUAUGUAGGCGUACCUCCUCAAGUAGAAAUUACAAUAGGGAAUUUAAACGACAACAUAGAUAAGGCGUUUUUGUCAGAUAUGAUGAAUAAAGUUGGACCAUAUGAAGAAUUGACAAUAUUUUAUCAUCCCGCUACUCAAAGACACUUAGGUUUUGCAAGAAUUGUAUUUCAAGAUGUGCAGUAUUCUAAAUUAUGUAUUGAUAAAUAUAAUGGAAAAUCAGUUAUGGGUCAGGUGCUGGAGGUAUUUCAUGAUCCAUUUGGCAAGAAAUGUCAGGAAAUGUUUGAGGACAAGACAAUGGACAGAAAAGCUCAGCCAGUUGCAUCGUCAACUUCAAAACUGCUAAUACCGGAAGAUGGUCGCUUAUCCAAGACUGAGGUGCUAAGUAAAAGACUUGAAGAUACUAAGUUGGCUGAUAAGGAGGUAUACUCCCGUUACAAGGAGGACCACAGUGACAGCAACACACGCUGGUCUGACGAGGAGCGAGAGUACAGACAUAGACACCGCAGCCGCAGUGAGCGGGACAGAGAUAGAGAUGGUGAUAGAGACAGAGAUAGAGAUAAAGAACGGCAUAGAGAGCGAUACGCGCGAAGUACGAGCGACAACAAUGAUACAGCGUACGCGGCACCGAGUCACAGCUCUGGACACGCCUCCGCACACACGCCAGCGCAGACGUCGAGCCACGCCGCAUCGCACACCGCACCGCACACCGCACCGCACACCGCACCGCACGCUGCGCCGCACGUCGCACCGCACGCCGCGCCGCACGCCGCACCGCACGCCGCACCGCACACCGCACCGCACGUCAGCCACCCACCCGCCAUGCCGCCAGCAAUGCCCACAGAAGUGCCUUACACACCCACUGGACCAUUACCCUAUGACCCCUACUACCAUCAACAAAGCUACGCGUAUGGCUACGGAGCGAGUCCCGCGCCGGGCGCGAGCAGUAUGUGGUGGGAUUGGAGACAUCCCCACCACCCCUCACAUCAUCACACACCACACUCGGAGAGGCGGUCGGAGUCGUGGGCGACGCCCACAGCGACCGGCAAGCGCUCCCCGGAAACCAAGCCCAAGAAGACUAAGGAAAAGGAAUUGCCAGUGGAGCCAAAGAGUAUAGAAAAUGUGGAGCCCCCGCCCCCGGGGGUGGGCAGCGAAGGGGCGCCUGAACCAAAACCACCCCCACCCGCUGAGGAGCCGAAAAAUGUUGAUCUUGACACCAGGAUCGCGAUGUUGCUCUCCGGUGCCAGCGCAGGCGGCGGGCUGGCGCCUCCGUUCCUCGCGCUCGGCAUAUCCUCGGAGGAAGAGGACGACGAGCGUCUGCCCGUCAAAAUACCGGACCUGGACAUGAACCAACCACCAUCUGAUGAUGAAGGAUCGGAGAGUGAAGACAGAGAGAGUAUAUUAUCAUUGAACUCUAAGAAGGAUGUAAACCCGGAACCUUUGUCGACCACACCCUCGCCCUUCCUAACCAGAGACUACUAUCUCGAGUGUCUACAGGACACUAUUGAAAGGAGAAUUAAAGAAGAAGAACGUAAGAAGUUACUAAGCGUGGAGACGGGAGAUAAAUUGGGUUCGGAUAUAUCGUCGUCUGAGGACGAGCUGCUGACGGGUGAGGAGCGGCGCCGCUCCCCUGCGCACGCGCCCGCCUCCGCCUCCGCCUCCGCCUCAGCCGCACCUUCCGCCUCCGCCUCCGCACACGCCUCCGAUAAAGAUAGAGAUAACCUUGAUGAUGACCAGAUGUCGCUGUCGUCUCUGUCAUCGACGGAGGCCAAGAUUGAGGAGCAGGUGCCUGCGGAGGGGUACUUCUAUCCGCACCCGCACGCGGCGCAGCCACACCCGCAUGCGCACGCGCACCCGCACUACUACCAGCAUAUGUGGCCACCUACAGCGUACCCUCCGCCGGCGUACGCGGGGGCGGGGCCGGGGGCGGAGAUGGCGCUGGCGUACGGGGGCGGCUACCCCGCACCAGUAAUGCCGCACCACUACCCGCACCACGCCUACCCCCAGCCAGCGCAACACGCACAGGAGCUAGACAACCCUUACUUCUUGACAAUAAACAGGGUGAUAGACCGCGUUACGACGGAAUUAAAGCAAAUACUGAAGAAGGAUUUCAACAAGAAGAUGAUUGAAAGUACAGCGUUCAAGAGUUUCGAAGUAUGGUGGGACGAGCAGAGCAGGAAAGUGCGAGCACCCAAGACAAAGGAGGAUACGGGGCAACCGUUACAGGAUAUUUCUAAUAAGAAAGAAGAAACAGUGGACUCUAUUAAGUCUAUUAUGGAGUCUAGAGACCUAGGUCUAGAACUAGGUGGGUAUGGGGUCGGUAUUGGCCUAGGUCUCCGCGCCACUAUACCUAAGAUGCCGAGCUUCAGACGUAAGAGGAAAAUACCUUCUCCCGUUGUUAUGGAUGAAGAUUCUUCCAAACGUCUUAGUGAUCAGGAAGAAAUGGUGCAGAAUUCUGACGAGGAGAAGGAAGUGCCAACCAGUCCGAGGAGUAGGACGACAGGGUCUUAUCUAUCCACCAACAGAAGACGACAGUCCAGCAGUUCUUCCAGGUCAUCUUCAUCAUCAUCAUCCCGGUCGUCAUCAUCAGACUCUGUGUCGGCGGGUAAAGGCGCUGCGCCUCGCAUCUACUCUGACUCCGAUGAUGACUCCGAACUUGAUGAGUCUCAGUUUAAGGUUGUGGCUAAUAAUAAGGAAAGGCUCAGAAGGGUCUACUCGUCAUCGGACAGUGAAGAAGAACAAAGUAGAAGAGAAAAAACUCCAAUACCACCAGUGGAGAUGGACGAGGCGGGCGAGGAGAUAGCGCCUAGUUCGGAGCGGCUCGGCUCACCAAUACUGUCUCCGGAGGAGGAACCUCGAGACUUGCUCCUCGAUCGGGUCUACUCCGACUCGGAAGAGGAGAGAGAAUACCAGGAAAGAAGAAGAAGAAAUACAGAAUAUAUGGAACAGAUAGAAAGGGAGUUCCUAGAAGAACAGAGGAGAAAGUUGGAAGGCGACACGAGGCCACAGCCAGACAAACCGCCUGAUGAUGGUAAAUUAGACAGUAUGGCAGAAGAAAGAAGUAGUCCAAUCAAGAAUCAUUUGAAAUCACCUGAGAAAAGUAAAAAGGCAGACGUGGAAGAGGGAGAGAUCACUUCAGACGAGGAACCGCUGGAGAUCCGGCGGAAGAAGGAGAAGAAGCAGAAGAAGAAAGAAGAUAAGAGACGAAGAGUGGUGUCCGUUAGUGAUGAACAUAGUUACACGGAAUCUGGCAUCGGUCUCAAUGGUGUUAAAGAUACAAGCUGCGCUUUGUCAGAGACGUCAUCGCCGCAGUCGCAGGCGUCACAAGCGUCGCAGGCAUCACAAGUGGCACUCGACCACUCCUACUGCCGACCACCUCCUGACCUGCAGCCAGCCACACCCACCACUCCCACAACACCCACACGACUCUCUAACCAUCUGCACCACGACCACGGGUACACAUGGAUGGCGGAACCGAAGAGUGACACGCAACAGGAAGAAAUCAAGCCCAAGAAAGAGAAGAGACCGUACAAACGCAAACACGAGACCAAGAAGUUGGCAGAGAUACAAAACAAACUACACGAGACGGUGGAAAGUGGUGCAUCAAGUCCUGAAGCAGUAUCUCGGGGUGUGACAUUCCCGGCGCGAGACAUGAUGGCGGAGAUGCAAGUUAUGUACGAGUUCCUGACUCGAGGUGUGGACCGUGAGGAUGUACGUCUGCUGCGACGAGCGUACGAGGCGUUACUGGCGGAGGAUGCACACGGAUACUGGCUCAAUGACACACAUUGGGUCGAUCAUCCCCCCACCGAUGUAGUCUAUGCCCCACCACCACGCAAGAAGUACAAGCGUCAACCCAACAUGUAUGAAGACCUACAGGGCCACUCUAGCGGUGCAGCGCGUACUGAGGGUUACUACAAGAUGGAGGCGCGGCUGAAGGCCAAAUACAAGUAUCACCAUGGACGUGGAGCUGCUGGAGAUGACAAGCGUCCCAGCAAGAUGCAGCUCUCUCGUGAAGCUCGCUCCAACCAGCGCAGGCUGCUCACCGCAUUCGGUACGGACACUGACUCCGACUUGCUCAAGUUCAAUCAGUUGAAGUUCAGAAAGAAGCAGCUGAAGUUUGCCAAAUCCGGUAUACACGACUGGGGUCUUUUCGCACAGGAGCCGAUAGCUGCGGACGAGAUGGUGAUAGAGUACGUUGGUCAGAUGAUCCGGCCGAUAGUUGCGGAUGUGCGCGAGGCUCAGUACGAGGCCACAGGCAUCGGCAGCUCCUAUCUCUUCCGGAUAGAUCUCGACACCAUCAUAGAUGCUACCAAGUGCGGCAACCUCGCCCGCUUCAUCAAUCACAGCUGCAACCCAAAUUGCUACGCAAAGAUAAUAACGAUAGAGUCUCAAAAGAAAAUCGUGAUAUACUCGAAGCAGCCGAUAGGAGUAGACGAGGAGAUCACAUACGACUACAAGUUCCCUCUAGAAGACGAGAAGAUACCCUGUCUGUGUGGAGCGCCACAGUGCAGGGGCUUCCUCAACUAAGCCACGCCCCGCACAGGGGAUGAGACAAAUAGGACAGGAGAUGAGACAGUGCAGGAAAUUACAUAUGUCAGUGCUUCUCCAACUUUUUAUUUUGGACACUAUGG